CUUUCUUUUUCUUUUUAUCAUCGAGAGGUCGAGGAAAGAAAGAAGAGAGAAAGAGAGUGACUGAGUGAGCGGGAAGCGAAAUAUAAAGAGAGAGAGAGGGUGACUGCUUUUGCCGCGUGGUUUAUUCAUAUCACCCACCAGUGUUUCUUUCACUGAGAGCGAUCUCUUCCUUGAGUUUUAGUGUUUAGAAUCCAGAAUGUCAUCCCGAAAUGCCAAAAGGGGCCGGAAGGACUCACCUAAUUCUGAAAUUGUUGCAAAAGAAAUGAAACCAGAGGCUGAGUCCAAUGAUGCUACAGAUAACAAUACUGAGGUGAAAGUUAAGAAAGGCCCUGGUAGACCUAGGAAACUAGAAUCUGAAAAGAAGAAGUGGAUUCCAACAGGCCGUUCAAGAGGAAGGCCAAGAGUUCAUCCAGUUGAUUAUAACAAGGUAAAGAAACCUAGAGGAAGACCACGUAUAAAGCCUAUAGUGCAUAAAGAAAAAAGACCAAGGGGCAGACCACGCAAAAAUCUUGCUGAAGAUGGUGAAGAGAAGCAGAAAAAGGUAACUGGGCGUGGACAGAAGAAACCGGGAAGGCCCAAGAAACAAUAAGAUCCCUUUAAAUACAUCUGUCUGAAUAAUGCUAGGAGCAGUAUGUUGGCAUCAAAAGACUUCUCAUCUUCAUCUAUAUCACCUAAUAGUCUUACAUCACCUAAGUCGGGUCCAAGAAUGGACUGAAGCCUUUUUUAAAAACUUGGCUGUGUGCAAGUGACUGUGUGUGUAUGCAUGCAAUUUGACUGUUUUCAAUUCCAGUUCAUAUAUAAGAAUCUUUUAUUCAAAAUAUGCACUAUUUUCAUCCUUUUAGCUAAAUUUAAAAAAAAAAAAAAAUCAGAUAAACUCUGCUGGCAUAGCUCUGGUAUAGCAUCAUCCUCAUCAUCAUCAGAUACACUGUUUGCUGAUCAGAGUUUAUGCUGCAUAACUUAGAAUGCAACAGAUAUCUGAGGUAAUUAGUUUGUUAAUCACUGGCAUGUUAUUGUUCAUCUGCUUAGAACAAACAGUAACAUAAAAUGUGAAAACUAAUGCACUGCCAUCAACCCUUCCCAUUAGAAAAUCUAGUAUUUUAUUUUCCCUCUUGAUUUGUUUUUAUAGAUAACCUGUCCAUUUUGAUUGAUUUAUAUAAUAAAUUAA
Molecule: messenger RNA, 1165 nt
Organism: Octopus bimaculoides (California two-spot octopus)
Lineage: Eukaryota; Metazoa; Mollusca; Cephalopoda; Octopoda; Octopodidae
Biological process (GO): regulation of DNA-templated transcription
Cellular component (GO): nucleus; chromatin
Molecular function (GO): DNA binding
Source: RefSeq, a predicted model, not a curated record